GAUACUUGCGACGCACGAGGAGUUUGUUCUCCGGUCAGGCUCGCGCACUGGGAUCCUGAUCCUAACCGUCACAAACACACAAAAGCGCGGAUAACGAAUAUGAUUUCCCUCACAAACCAACACUAAACGGAGUAAAGUGUACGCUUUCGUCUCAUCUUUCAUCGCAGAGAUGAAAUGUUCUGUCAGUUUCCACACACCUUUGAUGUGACGCGCUCCAAGUAGCGGGAAUUUCCCGUGACAGACAGCAGGUGGGAUUCCACUGAGAGGAGAGUUGUUGUUGUUGGAAAUGGGACCGGGUCUCGGCUCUUUUGGAUACGGUACCGGAGGAACCGCGUUUUCUUGAACGGAGAGCAGUCGAUACAAGGAGACCGACGAGAUGCGCUCCGACCACAGUUUCAUCCUGCUGCUCCUCAACGGGAUAGCGUGCUUGCUUGCUCUCGGACAGGAAGAUACCCACUCCUCAUCUUCUUCCUUUUCCUCCCCUUCAUUCAAGUCAUCCUCCCCUGCCAACUCCUCUAAAACUCUGGGGGUUCUGGGAGCUCAGGGUUCGGCCUCACCCUUGAGCCGCUUGGUGAUGCAUAGCCGAGGCCAUGCCGCCAAUACUUCCACGAUGGAGCAGGAAUUUUGGGAAAUGCUGGGUAGCGACCUCCUUAAAUCAGACACAGAUGCAUCGGGAAACUCCCGUGUCAAGCGCCAUCCCCCAAUCGUCAAAACGGGCAAAUUUAAGAAGAUGUUUGGCUGGGGCGACUUCUACUCCAACAUCAAGACAGUGCGCCUCAAUCUGCUCAUCACGGGUAAGAUUGUGGAUCACGGGAACGGAACCUUCAGUGUCUACUUCCGUCAUAAUUCCACUGGCCAGGGGAACAUCUCUGUCAGCCUGGUUCCUCCGGUGAAGGCGGUUGAGUUUGACUUAGAGCGCCAGAGUGUGGUCUACCCUAAAGACUCCAAGAUCUUCAACUGCCGCAUAGACUACGAGAAGGUGGACCGCAGCAAACGCACCUCGCUCUGCAACUAUGACCCUUCCAAGACCUGCUUCCAGGAGCAGACACAAAGCCACGUGUCCUGGAUCUGCUCCAAACCCUUUAAGGUCAUUUGUAUCUACAUUUCAUUCUACAGCACAGACUACAGACUGGUGCAGAAGGUCUGCCCAGACUAUAAUUACCACAAUGAGAUGCCCUACCUACCUUCAGGGUAGAUCUAAAAGGACCAGCGAACUAAAGGAGUAAGAAAGGCUGGUUGGGGGAAGGGGUUAAUAAAUGAGGGAUAUCUGGAGGAGAUUGAACGUUAAUUUGGGAGGGGGAUAUUUUAAAUGAUACUUCUUGAAAGACUCUUCAGAAUUUUAACAUUGAGCUUUUGAAACGCCCCCUUAUGACCUCAACUUUCUCUUCUGUAUGGCCUGUAGUCAUCACAGAUGCUUCUCUAAAGGUGAAUGUACAGUAUUUGAUGUGCUGCAGUUGAUGUCUUAAAGAAGUUCUGAAACAACCUGGCAAAUGUGACGUCCAAAAACACACAGCAUAUGCAAAACCAAAUUGUCAGGCCUAGGUGAAAGUGUUUUGCUGCUCAGGAUGGGAGGGUCCUCUACGUCAGUACAAGUCCCUGAUUGGCUGCCCUCAUCAACGCCCAGUUUAACCAUCUUCUAAUCCAGUACUCAACUUUUGGGGCAAAAAAAAAUAUAAAACAUACUUGUAUGCUGGUCAGCUCAGAGUACUAUGCAGAGGUGGAAGAGGUUGUACUUUUGGUGUAACUUGUUUGUUUUGUUUUUUCUUAAAAUAUAAACACUUUAGCAGGAAUUAGCUUACACAACCCAACACGGGACAUUAGCAAACACACAAUAUGCCUCAUUGACGCCUGUCUCCACCUCUGUAUAUUAAAAACCAGAAAGAAUGACGGAAAAAUCGACUGAAAAGACACCUGAAGCAAUGUGGUAGUGCAGUAGAAGCAGAAUGCAAAAGUGAAAGAGCAAAAUUAUCAGAUUCAACAGUGAGAUAAGAGUCUCCCCUCCUUUAUGUCAAUGAGAAAGAAACAGAGAGAUACAGAGAGAAUGAAAGCAGAAUAGAAAGCUCUCUAAUUAAAAUACAGUGCAGAAAAAGAGAUGUCAAUUCUGCAUUGAGCCCAUCUCUCUAUUUUUCCGACUGUUAUGUAAAAACAGAAAGGACAUUCUGUUUGGUCAGGAUUCCUGACUUUUGUGCUGUGCUAACUAUUUUGCUGAAUGCAGAAUUGCUUCGUCCUUGUCUGAACAUUUGCUCGCAGUCAGCCAGUUUAUCUUUGACAAAGAAAGAAAUGUUAUUAUGUUAAUUCUGCAUAAUUUAAUCACACUACAAAUGGGAAAGCUGACAGUAGAUUCAGAGAUUUACCUGGCCUAGGUCUCCUCUGGAUGUUUCUUCAUAUGUAAUUGCCACAUUAGAUAAACAGUAGUCAGGCUGACCUUCAAUGAAUACACAGUUUAAUGAUAAUUACAGUAAAGGAAAAUAAUCAUUAAUAUCAUAGAAAGUCUGAGACCAUAUUCAAUAGAUUAAGAUAAAACAAACAUUCAGUAACUAAGGGAAGACCUUUAAUGUUAACAGCCAGGAGUGUGUUUCCCAAAAGCAUCGUUAGCCAUCUAUGGUCGCAAGUUCCAUCGUUACCAACAUAGUUCAUCGUGUUUCCCAAAACCGUAGUCCCAACGAACAUUCGCAAACAGCAUCGCAAAAUUGUGUGUUUGGAACUACAGCUCUCUACCUGUGGUUAGAAGCAUAGUUUCUUGUUAGUUUGCUGUGUGGACAUUAUUUCACUUCGCUGAGGCUUCUAUAUGUUUCAUUCUGUCAACACUUUGACCACGUUUAAACAUGCAUUUGAGAAAAAUAUUUAUUUCUGAGUUUUGCAGAAAGCUGCAUUCUGAAACAUCACGUAAAAGCGAGUGCAGCCGUUUAAGGGAUUAAAAGCUGUUAAGAGAAAGCGCUUUAUCGCACAUGGUUUCUGUCAGAGAACACAGCUUUUAUGUGUUUAUGUUAAUGCAUAAGUGCCGAUAAUAUGUUUUUGAAGAGUGCGUAUGUGCAUAUAUGCUUAAGUGUGUCAGUGGAACACCAAAGUCUGAUGUAAAUUGAAACCCCAAUAUUGCAGCGCAAUGCAUCUGUCGCAUUACAAAGUGCAUACCACUUUCGUGUCUUUAGCAGCUUUCUUGUAUUAAAUGUGUAAAUGAGUUUAUAAUUUAAUCUUUAUAAUUUAAUCGUUAUUUCUUCGACCCCGGAGUAACGUCAUUAAAGACAGAUCAACCGCCAUGGUUUGAACGAUGGAUGUGCGACAUAGUUACAACGGUUUUGGGAAAAAGUCAUGACUAGCUAGUUAAUUUUUUUGUGGUCUAACACCUUGACAAAGCCUCUUUUACAUGGUGAUGCUAUCACUGUGUGUAGGGUAUUUGCUCAAAAAACAAGAGCUAAAGCAGGCAGAAGAAGAGUUACCUGUUGUCCUCAAGGUUUUGUUUCUAAUGACCAGGCCCAGACAGAAUCUGUUGAGUUUAUCUGUGCUGAUUUAUUUUUAAAAUAAGCAGAAUUCUGCAGAAUGGAUUUAAAUAUGGCAAAAUGUGUUAAACUGAGCUCUUAUUAUUGGUAUUAUUAAAUUAGGUGGCGUAUUUAAUAAAGAAACACACAAUAGCCAGGGUGUGGGUAAAACUUUAUUAAUGAUGGGCGUUCCAUUUCAUUUUCUGCAGAGUUCAGUGGGCACAGAUUCCAUGAGGGCCUGCUAAUGACUGAUCCAACAGGUCUAUGUCUGAUCCAAGCUGUAAUGUUUGAUCUGUCGCUGUUGCAUCCUAAACAUGACACUACAUAGAAAUUUUGGCCAGUAUAAGACUCAGCACAGAUACUGACACAUAAAAAUAAAACACCUCCGUCAGUGCUCCAGACUUUGCCCAGUGCAGCGUGUCUCGUCUGCCCUGCUGGUGAACUGUGCUGUGGGGCUCACAGCUCUCUGCUCUCUUCUCCUCCGAGGUGCCGGUUUGGACUGAGCUUCCUAAUCUCCUGCAGCUUAACUACACCACCGCCUGUGCAGGACUACACACACACAACACAGCAUUACAUAUUUUAGAAAGACCCACUGUGGUGUAAUUGCUCAACCUGCAGGCUUGUUCUGUCUCAUUCAUUAGUUACAUUUCUUUCAUUUGUUCUCUAUUACUCAUUAGUUCUUUCUCUUUCAUUAUUUUUUUAUUUUCUUUUGCUUGUUUGUUCUUUCAUUCAUUUGUUCUUUUUUUUGCUAUUUUUUACCUUUCAUUUGUUCUUUUUUUUUUUGCUCAUUUCAUUCAUUAUUUCUCUCGUUCAUUUUGCAUUCACUCAUUCUUUCUAUAAUUUCAUUCUUUGUCUUUAUUUCUAUCUAUCUGUUCUUUCACUAUCUUUCAUAUUUUAAAAAACUAUUUCAUCCUUUCAUUUGUUCUUUUCUCUGGUUUUCUUGUUCUUUCAUUCAUUCUUUCUCAUUCGUUCUGCAUUAAUUUGUUCUUUCUUUCUAUGAUUUCUUUCUUUCAUUCUCUUUCAUUUGUUUUGCUUAUUUUUUAUCUUUCAUUUGUUCAGUUUCUUUCGUUGCUUGUUCCUUUAUUCCUUUCUUGUUCUUUCUUCAUGUUUUCUUUCUAUGAUUUCUUUCUUUCUAACUGUUAUUUCUUUCAUUCUUCCAUUUAUUUAUUUUUUGCAAAUUUUUUCUCUUUCAUUUGUUCUUUUUGUUGUGUGCAUGUUAUUUCAUUUGCUCUUUCUCAUUUGUUCAUUCUCAAGAACCUCUUAGUGGUUCCCGUCACUCCACUUAUGGUUGCAGAUUACUUGAUGAACCGGCCUCAUGCUGCACUCACCCUUAGCUAACAUAAAGUGUUCCCUCUGUGCUCUGGUAUGGGAGUUUGCUUACUAGUUGUGCCUAUGCUAGAAUGCUAAACAUGAGCACAGCAGGAAUGAGAAACUUACAAUGACAAAUUAAUCUUAUGUUUCAUUUAAUCGCUUUUAAGUAAUAGCACCAUUUUGAAUUCUUCUUACUCACACAGCUCACGGUAAGUCUGUUAAUGCCUGUAUAUAGAACAGUCUCUUCAGUAACAGAUACCAUUACAUUCAAGGAAAAUAUCUCCAAAACAACUCAGAAAUCUCCCUCUUACCGCAGAAAGAGGGAUAAGGAGACUACACUGUCACGCACUGCUGGGCGUUGCCAAGGCAAGGAUAAAAGUUGAAGUGGAGGAACUCUUCAGUUGUCAUAGCGACGGGCUCUUUGGCUGGCCUGUCGGGCUUGGACAGAGCAUCGGACACCUGGUCAAUCCAUAGAACCAGAACUGAGCUUGUGUGCUCCAUAAGCAGCAAAUUGUGGUACUACAUGUACUGAACACACAUACACUGCACAUAAAUUUAUAAAUAUAUCAAUAUAUAUAAUUAUACAUAUAUAUAAUUAUACAUAAAGCCAGAUAUAUACAAAACUUCAACUCCCGGGAACUGGAUGAAGCUGUAUUACAUGUCAGACAUACAGUGGACUUCUCUCCGGUUCAUUUGAAGUUUAUCUGUUGAUUUCACUAUUUUUACAUUGUUUAUUUUUUUGUGUGUGUCAUAUUGAUAUAGUGUAUGAAUGACAAUGGUGGCAUUUAUUGUGGUUUUCUGACAUCUGACUAAAAAAAACUGAAUAAAUUAGAAGGAAAGCACUGAGAAUAGCUCCCGAGCUCAGAGGGCUAAAGUGA
Myxocyprinus asiaticus (Chinese sucker) is the source of this 5665-nucleotide messenger RNA. RefSeq names its product neurexophilin-1-like. The record is from RefSeq and is a predicted model, not a curated record. Gene Ontology annotation, molecular function: signaling receptor binding. The coding region runs from base 377 to 1195 and encodes 272 amino acids. Lineage: Eukaryota; Metazoa; Chordata; Actinopteri; Cypriniformes; Catostomidae. The transcript has 2 exons.